AUGAGCCUCAGAAGAAUCAAGGUGCAGGCAUCUAGAUACUUUACUCGUCGUGGAUCUUGUAUAUUAUUUGUUAUCCUGAUAUGGUUCCUCUUUUAUCAUCUUCCAGCUCCGCCUUCCACCCAGAACAAUACCCGGGCAGACCGACCACCCCCAGAGCAUCGAGUAGAGGACACGGCCCGAUUUAUCUACCGCUCUCCCUUUCGAAACGAUCCGAAUGUUCAAUACGAACAACAGCUAUCAAAUGCGCUGGAAGAGAUUGAAAAAGCCGUAUUGACACAAAGGAAAAAUAAGGACUGGAUAUACACAUUAGUCACUGAUAAAAAGGCCGUCGAGUUUUUGACCAACGAGCUGUCCGCCAUCCCCGAAAUCGCAACCAUAUACAAAUCCUACCCUCAAAAUAUCCUCCGAGCAGACCUCCUCAGAUACCUCCUUCUCUGGUACUACGGAGGCUUCUACGCAGACAUCGAUGUCUUCCCCGCUCGGAGCAUCAAAGCAUGCCCAGCACUAGAGCCUUUCUUCGCACUUACACCAGACGGAUACACAAAAAGUACCCAUCCCGAUAUAUCGCUCGUAGUUGGAAUCGAGGUCGACGAGCCAUACGCUUCACCGGAAUUCAUGCGCGACUGGCACUGGACAAGGAGCUACGGACUGAUCCAGUAUACGAUGUAUGCCCCACGACGCUUCAGCCCGCUUCUCCGCGAAACCAUCGUGCGGGUCCUGGCACAUACUAGGCAAUACAAUGGAGAACAUACCAGCUUCUUCCCCAGUCUGGCGUAUGACGAGAAGACUAUAUUAGGAGUCACGGGGCCUGAUGUCUUCACGGAUGCGAUUCUUGACACACUUUCCUCCUCGCUUCCUUCGACUCAUCCGUUCAUUCAAAAAUCUGUCGACGCAGAUGCAGAUAUAGGGGAUCUAAUCUCUGCUGAGACUGGGGAGCUGGAGAAACGGGUAACGUGGGCUCCGUUUCAUAGACUCCGUGACCCUGUAUGCAUUCAGGCUGGUGAGGCUGUCCCGAAUGAAUCCAUGGGUGGAUUGUGUGUGUUGCCAAUCAGUGUUUGGGGGAAUGGGCAGAGACAUAGUGAGGCGGGAGGGUUUAAUCAUCCUGACGCAUGUGUCAAUCAUCGGUUUGGGCGAACGUGGAAAAAAGGGUGGUGGGAGUAUAUAUUUGGGUGA
Molecule: messenger RNA, 1173 nt
Organism: Penicillium roqueforti
Lineage: Eukaryota; Fungi; Ascomycota; Eurotiomycetes; Eurotiales; Aspergillaceae
Product: CAZyme family GT32
Exons: 3
Coding region: 1-1173 (390 amino acids)
Biological process (GO): protein N-linked glycosylation
Cellular component (GO): mannan polymerase complex
Molecular function (GO): alpha-1,6-mannosyltransferase activity
Source: RefSeq, a predicted model, not a curated record